AUGAAGACCACUCCACUCGCUCUCUCGCUCCUCGCCACCACCCUCGCCACCGCUCAGUCCACCGAGCCAUUCUACAACAUAACCUCCACGCCCUUCAACCUCGUCGUCACCUCGGCCGAUGGCACCAUCAACACCACCCUAGCCGCCUGCCACGUCGGCGCAGCCUUGGAAUCCCUCUGCCUGAGCGCCAACGUCUCCCCUCCGAACCCCGGGUCCAGCAGCCCCUCCGUCUUCAACUUCAACACCUCCACAUACUCCCAGGCCCCCGAACCCACCCUUGGCACCCCCGGUAUCCUCACCUGGAUCCUCCAAGCAGCCAGCAUGAAUGUCUCGUCCUCUGCGUACUUCAACUACGACCCCACGACCGACAUCGCGCUGCCCAUUCUCGAGCCCGGGUCUGCGAGGCCCCAGAUUGUGGCGUUUGAUCUCCAGAACCGGUUGACGCUGCAAGGGUCGGUCGAUUAUACGGUGCAGCCGCCGCAGCCGGGCGUGUAUAGAGAGUUUUAUCGCUGGUACGCGUGCGAGACGUAUUUUGCGUCGUAUCGCUAUGUGAAUCUGGCGUGGAAGCUGGGGCCAGGCGAGCCAGAGAAUCAGAGUUGUGUCGCUGUCAAUGUGACGAGGAUUUUUGUGGCGUAG
This is a messenger RNA of Plenodomus lingam JN3, 636 nucleotides long. RefSeq lists its product as uncharacterized. NCBI's taxonomy places the organism in Eukaryota, Fungi, Ascomycota, Dothideomycetes, Pleosporales, Leptosphaeriaceae. The record is from RefSeq and is a predicted model, not a curated record.